AUGGCAACACCAUCAUCAUCUGUAUUGUUAAUAGAUUCGAUUACAAAAUUUAUUUUAAAUCAUUUUAAAAAAUUAGGAAAAAUUACUAAAUAUUCAUCUAAACCUUUAAUAGUUGCUAUAAACGGACCUCAAGGAUCUGGUAAAACCACAUUAGUAAAUCAAUUAAAAUAUCAACUUAAAAAUCACUCUGAUCAAUUAAAAUUGUCAAGCAAAUAUCCGGAUAACAAAUUGUUAAAGUAUCGUGGACAACCUGGAACUCAUGAUAUUUUAUUAGGAGUAAAUUUCUUUAAAAAACUAUGCGACAAUCAAUUCAAAUAUUCAACUUCCUCAUCCUCACAUAAUCGUAGUAGUCGUGAAAAAGAAGAAGGAGAAAAGGAAGUAUUAUUGGUUCCAUCUUAUGACAAGUCGUUAAAUAAUGGUCAAGGUAAUCGAUUAUCGAUUGAUAAAUGGACAAAAAGUUAUCCACCAUUUGACAUAAUGUUAUUUGAAGGAUGGUGUGUUGGUUUCAAGUCAUUAAAAAAAGAAGAUUUGAAAAAUAUUUAUUAUGAUAGCAACAUUAACAAUGAUUGUUAUUCGUUAGAAAAUAUUUUGUUAAUUAAUGAAAAUUUAAAAAAUUACGAGAAACAUUGGUACAAGUAUUUUGAUAUAUUUAUACAUUUGGAUGUUGAGAAUAUCAUUGAAAAUAAAAAGGAGGAGGAAGAAGAAAUUAAAAGUUGCACAAAUCUCAAUGAACAUUAUGGAAAGCAUUUAAGAAUCAUAUUAGAUAAAAAUAGACAAUUAAUCAGCGAGACCGUAAUGUAA
This is a messenger RNA of Entrophospora candida, 801 nucleotides long. The record is from the annotation of a GenBank genome assembly. Lineage: Eukaryota; Fungi; Glomeromycota; Glomeromycetes; Entrophosporales; Entrophosporaceae.